This is a messenger RNA of Chionomys nivalis (European snow vole), 1324 nucleotides long. RefSeq names its product class II histocompatibility antigen, M beta 1 chain. NCBI's taxonomy places the organism in Eukaryota, Metazoa, Chordata, Mammalia, Rodentia, Cricetidae. Gene Ontology annotation, cellular component: lysosomal membrane; late endosome membrane; MHC class II protein complex. The transcript is spliced from 6 exons. The coding region runs from base 190 to 975 and encodes 261 amino acids. Gene Ontology annotation, molecular function: MHC class II protein complex binding. Gene Ontology annotation, biological process: immunoglobulin production involved in immunoglobulin-mediated immune response; antigen processing and presentation of exogenous peptide antigen via MHC class II; positive regulation of T cell activation. The record is from RefSeq and is a predicted model, not a curated record.
UUUAGGAUCUAAAGGGGGUUGAGUGACCCGGGACACUUCUGCAGCAAGGAACAGGGGACCGGAGCAACAGGCACCGUAUUUUCCUCAGUGCGUGGAGACAUUUGUCCAGGCUGGGGCAGGAGAGGCCUCGAGGUCUCUGUAAGAUCCCACCCAGGGGCUUAAUCUUCCUGCACCUUCAGAGAGGGCAACAUGGCUAUAUUCCUCCCGCUGCUGCUGGGCCUCAGCCUGGGCUGUGUGGGAGCAGGGGGCUUUGUGGCCCACGUGGAGAGCACAUGCCUGCUGGAUGACGAUGGGAACCCACAAGACUUCACGUACUGUAUCUCCUUCAACAAAGAUCUGCUGGCCUGCUGGGAUCCAGAGCAAGGAAAAAUAGCCCCCUGUGAAUUUGGGGUGCUCUAUAAGUUGGCUGAAUUCAUCUCAAAUUACCUCAACAAAGAUGAACAGCUACUCCAGCGCUUGGGCAAAGGGCUUCAGGACUGUGCCGCGCACACCAGGCCCUUCUGGAAUGCACUGACUCACAGAACAAGACCGCCAUCUGUUCAAGUAGCCCAGACUGCUCCGGUUAACACGAGGGAGCCCGUGAUGCUGGCCUGCUAUGUGUGGGGCUUCUAUCCAGCGGACGUGAGCAUCAUGUGGAUGAAAAACGGGCACCUUGUCAUGCCUCACAACAACAGAGAGAGGAUUGCCCAGACCAACGGAGACUGGACAUACCAGACUGUCUCCUACCUAGCCUUAACCCCCUCCUACGGGGACAUCUACACCUGUGUGGUACAGCACGAAGGGACCUCCGAGCCAGUCCAUCAGGACUGGACGGUCGGGCUGUCCCCCAUCCAGACGGUGAAGGUUUCUGUGUCUGCAACCGCCCUGGGCCUGGGCUUCAUCAUCUUCUGUCUUGGUUUCUACAGCUGGCGGAAGUCUCGCUUCUCCAGCUACAUUCCUCUCCCUGGAUCCACUUACCCAGAAGGACGGCACUAGAGGACAGAAUCCCACACAGAGAAGGAGAUUCAAGAAUCUUGAGGAUGCCUCCAUGGGUUCCAACGUCUUCAGGACACCCCGCUUUUUUACGUCAUAAUUUCCUCUACUUGGUUCCCCGUCCCCGUGUAAAUAUUAGCAGCCUGGAGGUGUUCAUAAUCCAGUCGCUGUCCCGGGCAGCCUGGAGGUGUUUCAUAAUCUAGUCGCUGUCCCAGGCUCUUUCUGAGGCGAGGUGAUCUGAGGAGGGGUCAGGACCCUCUGGAAGAGGGGCUUCAAGGCCCUCCAGAAGGCCCCACCCCAUGACAGAUGGCAAUAUGUUGUAAGUGACCAUGCCUAAGAAAUAAACUGCUGG